GACCUGAGCGGGAAUAUGUAACCUGGUACAUAUAAGUAUCGAGAAAAGCGAUCCGCUUCUGGAAGUUAGCUUCUUAUUGUGGCAUGGAAAAUGAUGUCGGACUCAUCAUUGAUAAAUCAGUGCCCACUGCUUCUCCCUCAGAAUAAAGCAAAAACGGUGUAUGAUGGCUUUAUUACUGUUCAGGAGCAAGAUUUCCGUAUAAGGAUCGUACUGCCUUCAGAUCACCAACUUAAGCAUGCAAGUUUUAAAUGUUGCUGGCAACUAAAGGCUUUACUACAGGGUUAUCAAAAUAUCAUAAAACAGAGACUGCUUCAUUGUUCUGAUUUGGCUAGCUUUAUGCUGGAACUGAAGACAGUAUUGGAAAUUGCUUUGAAAAACCAGCAGGCUUUUCUUAUUGCACCUCCUCCACAAUAUUAUUCCCAACUUAUUAAGGACAUAGAAGGCCUAGGAUGGGAUAAGCUUUCACAUAUUUCCACUGAUUUCAGUACAGUCAGACUAAAGGCUGAGGAUGCUUCUGGUCGAGAACACCUAAUUACAGUCAAGCUGCAGACAAAGUAUCCUGAUGAAGUUCCUGUUUGUUCUGCUGACUUACCAGUUCCCUUUAUCUUGUCAUGGUCAUCACAGAGUUGCUUAAAGAACAUUCAUAGCCAGUUUCUGGCAAUGCUGGAAUCCUUAAAGCAGUUUUGGGAUGUAAUGGAUGAAAUAGAUGAACAGACCUGGGUACUUGAGCCUGAGAAACCUACAAGAAGUGCAACAAUGCGACGAAUUGCAAUAGGAAAUAAUGUUUCGCUUAACAUCGAAGUUGAUCCACGGCAUCCCAAAAUGCUCCCGGAAUGUUGUUUUCUUGGAGCAGACCAUGUUGUAGCACCUCUGAGAAAUAUACUGAAUACAAACAUGCACUUAUGGAAUCCAGAUUAUAGCAUACUGCACAAUUUAAAAGAAGUUUUGGAAAUAGAGUUUCCAUUACCAGGCUCCCAGGAAACAUCUAAUUUCAGUAUGGAUUGUGGAAUUUGUUACUCUUAUCGUCUUGAAGCAGCGAUACCAGACCAAGUUUGCAAUGAUCCGCGAUGUGGUCAGCCUUUUCAUCAGACUUGUCUCUAUGAGUGGUUAAGAGGUCUUCCAUCGUGCAGACAAAGCUUCAAUAUUGUUUUUGGAGAGUGUCCAUACUGCAGCAAGCCCAUUACAGUGAAAAUGAAUUCCAAGAAGCUAUGAUCAGGCAUUUUUGCCACUUUCCAGCUGAAGAUGCACAGAGGAGCAUUGUAAUAUUAAUGUCUAUUUUUUUUAUAAGUCAAUAAAGUGUAACUAUUACAAUUGAUAUGAUUAG
Messenger RNA from Erpetoichthys calabaricus (reedfish), 1324 nucleotides. It is a transcript of the gene fancl, whose product is annotated as FA complementation group L. The coding region runs from base 91 to 1212 and encodes 373 amino acids. Gene Ontology annotation, biological process: protein monoubiquitination; interstrand cross-link repair. Gene Ontology annotation, cellular component: nucleus; Fanconi anaemia nuclear complex. The transcript has 15 exons. Gene Ontology annotation, molecular function: ubiquitin protein ligase activity. NCBI's taxonomy places the organism in Eukaryota, Metazoa, Chordata, Cladistia, Polypteriformes, Polypteridae. The record is from RefSeq and is a predicted model, not a curated record.